AUUUUUGUAUGGGGCUGCGAUGGCACCCGGUCGACCAACGCGAAGCACGACGGCCCGGGGCGAGAGCCUUCGUACAGCUGCCAAGGUGGCCACGCAGAAGCUGACCGCGCCCAAGACGGUCCGCGCUGCGCGCAUGCGUCGCGUCGUGUACGACGAGUCUGACGACGAGGAAGAGGACGAGCCAUCCGAGGAAGACGGGUCGGACGCCAACGAGGAUCUCGACGACGACGAGGAAGAGGACGAAGAAGAGGACGAGGACGACGACGAGGAGGAGGUCGCUGAUGCCAAGGCCGAGCCCGACGGAAAAGGGAAGCGAAAACGUCUGGCGAAAAAAGAAGAACAACCUGCCAAGCCGAGUCCGAUGAAAGCCAAGCCGCCGCCGCCGCCCAAGGAAGAGAAGACGCCGGAGAAGGACCCACCGCCGCCACCGCCGCCGACACCUCCGCAGGCGCCCGCCGAGCCCGACGACGCGCCCGAGCCGGACCACGACGGCGGCGACGACGACGCGGACGAGGACGACGACGAGGACCUCCGCGUGCUCCUCGAGACCGAGACGGACGAAGACCAGCUCUUGCAGCUCAUCAACGGGAGCCUCGGACAGCUCGCGCGGACGGGCGACGCGCCGGGCCGCGAGCUUUCGCUCGCUUUUCUCACGGCCGUCGGCGCGGCGCCGCUGAAAUUUCAGUCGCCCAACAUUCUCAAGGCGCUCAUGCGCAUGCUCCGGAGCAAGUUCCAGCGCGACCGAUCGGGCUCGCUCGAGAAGAAGCCGCCGACCAAGCCCAUUACGUCGCUAUCGACCAAGCCGACGACAAAGGAGCCGGUCAAGGCCAUCACUCUAGCUGUCCUCGUCGCCAACCUCUUGGCCAAGAUCCUGAGGGCGGCCAUGGCUGCGUCGCCAACGUUUGCGUGGCCCGACGACUGCGUCAAGGUCUUUGUCGACGAUUCGCUCAACUCGCGCGCGUGGGUCGACCACGAGCUCUGCGCGCCUUUUCUCGAGCUGCUCAAGGCCGAGAUGGCGGCCCAGCACCUCUCUAAAGAUGUGUCUAGCCUCAUCAUGGAGCACCUGCUCUCCAAGCUCAACGACAUCAAGAAGCAAGGACCGGGAAAUGCGCCGUCGACGAACCUCAAGCAGGUCAUGCUCACGCUCAUGGACCUCACGGUGCUGCCGCAAGGCCGUCUCGUCGCGUCGUCGAACCUCGACGUGUGGUUUGCCAACACGACGUACAAGAACUUGGCGCGGGAGCUCUUGCUCAAGUGCGCGCGGUCCUGCACAACGCUGGAACGACACGACAUGGAGACGGUCGAGAACCUCCUCAACAUGAAGUUCAAAUCGGUGUCGUUUCCGCAGCUCAAGACCGAAGUGUUUUCGACGCUCGUGCGGCAGCGCCCCGAGUACGUCGCGAUCGCGAUGAAGGUGGUCCUCGCAAAGGAGCGACUCGGCGCGACGGUCAAGGACGUCGACAACCUCAAGAUGAUGCCGCUUAUCUUUCGCGAGACGGCGCGCCCGAUUGAGCGCGACGAGGCCGACGAAGCGCGCAUGUUUCGACGACCCAAUGCGGCGCACGCAGGCACCGAGUCGAGUGCUGCGCUGGCCGCCGUCCUCCAAGAGAUGGCCGCGGUCCCGAGCAACCUCCCGACGCUCAAAAACACGCUGCGCAAGGUGUUCAAGAGCCUCAACCCUGACCAGCUCGACGUCCGGGCGUUCUGCGCCGGCCUCCUCACGCUGCCGCCGCACGGGUCCAUCGAAUUCUACACGGUCAUGGGCGACCUGGUCUCGCUCGUGCUCUUUUUACAAGGUACGACUGUCAAGAGCCUGCAAGUGUCGGUGCCCGACGCGUCCGCGUCGUCGAGCGUGCGCAUGGGUGGCCUUCUCUCCAAGAACGCGGCCGAGAAGCCGGCGCGGCGUCUCUUGAACGCCACCAACCCGCGCAAGAAGGAAGCGGCGGCGGCGGUGCCAGGGACGAGCCCGAGCGUCAUUACGCCGUCGCUCCGCGCCAAGGAAGAGCUGGCGCAGCUGAUUGCGGACGUCCAGCGCAUGGCCGUCAACUGGUGCCACGAGGUGUACCAGCAGCUCCAAGUGGACAUCAUGCGUCUCUUCUCUGCGGUCAUGCGCAAGAUCUUGUUUUUGGACGCGGCCCCCGACGGCAACGCCACGGAGCACGACCGCGCGUGCUACGCGUUCUGCAAGGACAUGCUGCCGCUGCACGAAGUCACGGUCGCGGGCAUGGUCGGGCUCUGCUUUUACGUCGCGCCGACCGACGCCCACGAGUUGCUCAAGGUGCUGGAUACGCUCGUGACGCGCGCCGCCGAGGGCCAUCUUGUGCGGGAGAGCUACUUUCAGGGCCCGACGGCGCACCAGCUGCACGACUAUGUGGCGGCCGGCGGUCUCCUCGGGCUCCAGAUCUCGCGCACGGACUUUGUCGUGCACUUGUACGAAGCGGGUGUGGUGCGCGGCCACACGUACGAAGGCAAGGCGGUCAGCUACGCGGAGCUCUACUGGCUCAGCUGCGCGAUUUUGCUCGUCCUCGGCGUCUUCUCGCCGUCAACGAUCGGCGCCGAAAUCUGGUCGGCUGUCCCGACCAUGCGCUGCCUCAUGCAAAUGGCAAUCACGGGCCGGUUCCGCUUCCCGCCCGUCGAGCCCGAAGACCCCAAGCUCUUUGGCCCGGAGGCCAUCGGGCACGGCAACCUCGUUGCGAUCAACCAAGCGUAUACCGAGUGGGAGCUGCCGUUUUUGCAGAGCCAGCAGCUUUUGACAGACGGCACGCUGCUCGUGUCGAUGCCGCCAGAUGCCAUGGCGCGGAGCCCGCCGGCCGACACUUUGCGCAAGGUGGAGGCACUCGACAAGGCGCUCCGGCUCGGCGUCCGGCUUCGACAAAGCCGCGACUCGGACUUUCUCAUGAACAUGGUCGACGUGACGGUGGCUGGCGGCGCGGCGAGCUGGUCCGAAGCGCCCGAGCAGAUCUGGUGGAUCGUCGAGAUCGUCUGUGACGAGCAGGAGACGCUGACCUAUUUGCCCCGCAAGUGCCUUUGCGAACUGCUUCUUCUCGCGUACGUCGACGUCCGAUCGAUCCCCGAAGCCGCCAAGUUUGCACACGCAUCGCUGCUGUCGCACCAAGUGCCCCGCUUGCUGGCGCGUCUCAAGGAUGCCAUGGCAGGGACGACGGACGAAGCCAUUGACGUGCUCUCGUUCUUUUUGGACCGCCUCGUGUCGGCCAACAUGGAUACGCGCCGCAUUUCGUCGCACGUGCUCGGGCUCCUCACGACCGACGGCGACGCGAGCGCGCUCAUCAGCCACCACUCGAUCCAAUUUGAUUGGCUCGCGGCCUUGACGCGGCUGCCGUCGUUUCCGGCACUGCAUGCGCGCGUCCUCUCGUCGCUCGAGAACGUUUUGGCGCACGAGUCAUCGAUCGACGGCCUCAAGCGCUGUCUCACGGCGCUCUACGAUCUCUUUGCGACGAAAGACGUGGCGCUCCAGCUCGCCGAGGCGGUCGGCCGGCUCCUUUGCCAGCGCACGUCGGUGGCCCGGCUCUUGCUCCAAGACGCGACAAUGCUGACGCGCGUCGUCGAGACGCUCUCGGCCGCUGUCCGCGUCGCUUCGAAAACGACCGAAAUCCCAACCGAGUGGGUCGCGUUCCCGACGCAGACGGGGGCGACGUUGGCGCUGCCGUCAACAAUCGUGUCGGGCGUCGUCGAGGUGCUCAGCAGUCCCCUUGCGUUCCCGACAAGCCUCCACGACGACUACAUGACGCUCAUCGAAGCCUUCUUCCCCGCCGACGCCAACGCCGGCUUGCUCUCGCCAAGCCAAACGACGUAUGUGUGCUCGGCCGACCACCUUGCGCGCCUCGCGUGUGUGAACAAUGACCGGCUCAUGCAAGCGGCGAUUCGAACCAUGUCUUUGCAUUCGCUCUGGCACCUCUUCCUCUCGUACGGGCGGUCGCCGCGCUCGAUGGGACUGCAGCUCGACGUGCUCGCGGCGCACUUGAGUCGCGACAAGAGUGCGUGCACGAAUGCUCUUUUGCAGUGCACGUGCCGCCAAACGCUCUCGGACGCCGCCGCCGACGCGCUGGACCAUCUGGAUAUGUACGUGCGCGAGCCGUCGUACGCGGACGUGGCGGCCAGUGACGCGUGCCAAGUGCUCCGACGCUGGCUUUGCGACGUUGUAAAUGCCGUCGAGUCUGCGCCGACGCCACCCGCGGUGGUGCCGUGUCGCCGAACGCCGCCACCUGCGAUGCUUGCACCAACGCCGUCGCUGGAGGACCUCUUUGCGUCCAUGGCCGUCGCGCCCCGCCGCCGUGCGCCGCGCCGUGCCGCGCUACCGACGAUCGAAACCAACGAUGUGGUGUGCGCCUGGAUCGCGGCCGGGACGCAUGCCAACGAGAUUGUCGAGUGGGCGACGAUGCUGGUGUCGACCAACUCGACGCUUGUGUCGGCGCUCGGACGUGCGCUCGCCGCGAGCCAGAACGUGUCGCUGAUCCGCACGGUGCUCGCUACCAUCCCCACCGCGAGCAGCCGUCUUUUGGCGACGCUCCUCGACGCACAGUGGACAAGUGCGCCACUUGUAGCAGUCCUUCUCGACCACGUCUGCGCCAACGUGACGCACAUUGAUGCCGACGCCAUGCUCGAGCCGCUCUUGCAUCUCGUGCUGAGCGAGCAAGCGCUGGUCUACCGCACCCACGUGUCGCCGGCGCGCUUGGCGCUCGUCGCGCACUUGGCGUUUCUGGACCAUUGCAGCAUCGUGCUUGUGCUGCAGCGGCUCAUGGACGUGUGGUUUGAUGCAUCGGCGCAGCCUAUCGCCCAAGCCUUUCUCUUGGACUUGUACAGCCGCGAGCCGCACACGGUGGCGAUGCACUUGGACACGUGCUUUCCCGACUGGCCGCACGCGUUGGCCAACGUGUCUUACCUGAAAAUGAUCGGCGCGGGUGCGAUCCUCGAGGCGAAGCUCGACGCGGCGCUAUCGAGCCCCGCAACAAAGAAACGCGGUCGGUGCUUCGCCGCACCGCGCUCUUGCACCCAUUGCUCGCCGUCGUCAAAGUCACAACCGUCGUCGCGACGCUCCACGGGCAGCCAUGGCACCUCCUGCACGAGCGAUGGCACGUGCUUGAAAACGUGCUCUUGCUCGUUGACGUGACCAAAGACUUGGUGUUGGAGCGACGUGCGCUGCUGACACAGCUCGUGCAGACCAUGCUGUACGUCAUGGGCGCUGUCAACAAGCACGACGACCGCGGCGGCGCGCACCCCAUUGUCGCCCGCAUGCUGCAAACCAUGCAGCACCUCGUGUGCGCGCAGCCGAAUGUCAUGGCCGCGUACCUCGUAUCGGUCCCGUACCGCGCCCUAUGGAAAUCUGUCGUCGCCUCGGCCGAGUUUCCGUUUCUCUCCGUGUGCGUCGAGUCGGGCCAGUGCUCCGAUGCGAUGGUCCCGCAGCCGGCUCCCCUCGUGCUGCCGCGCGACAUGCCGAUCCGCGACGUCGAGCAGACACUCGAAGAGGUCCAGGCGUCGUUCGAGUCGACGUUUGCAAGCAGCGCGCGAUCGUCGGCGCUGCCCGCGCUCGUCCAGUACGCACUCGCACAACCCGCGAGCUUGAGCAAGAAGGCGGUGGGGCACCUUUGCCAAUGCCUGUUGUUGGCCAUGCACGCCGAUGCCGGCUGCGCGCCGGCGGCGACCGAGGCGUAUCUCGCGUGUCUCUCGUCGGCGAAAGUCGGCCUCCGCGAAGCUGCAAUGGUGUCGCUCUGCGACAUGCUCGUGUACUGCUCGCGGGCUCGCGCCCACGCGAUUCUGUCGCACCUUUUCCUUGACGACAGCGACCUCGCGAAAGCCAGCGUCGCCCAAGUGUUCAAAACCGCUUGUACAAGCCAUAAGACCACGAACGAACUUG
Saprolegnia parasitica CBS 223.65 is the source of this 5872-nucleotide messenger RNA. RefSeq lists its product as hypothetical. The record is from RefSeq and is a predicted model, not a curated record. The transcript has 8 exons. Gene Ontology annotation, cellular component: integrator complex. Gene Ontology annotation, biological process: U2 snRNA 3'-end processing. Bases 20 to 5128 code for a protein of 1702 amino acids. NCBI's taxonomy places the organism in Eukaryota, Oomycota, Saprolegniomycetes, Saprolegniales, Saprolegniaceae.